This is a messenger RNA of Drosophila melanogaster (fruit fly), 4932 nucleotides long. It is a transcript of the gene Task6, whose product is annotated as TWIK-related acid-sensitive K[+] channel 6. Gene Ontology annotation, cellular component: membrane. Gene Ontology annotation, biological process: potassium ion transmembrane transport. The record is from RefSeq and is marked reviewed. The coding region runs from base 2161 to 3387 and encodes 408 amino acids. The transcript is spliced from 9 exons. Lineage: Eukaryota; Metazoa; Arthropoda; Insecta; Diptera; Drosophilidae. Gene Ontology annotation, molecular function: potassium channel activity.
AGCAUCCGAUUGCCACGAUAAAAAAAAGGAUAAUUACAAAUGCAGUGAAAUUGUUGAAGCAAAGCGACUGGCGAAUAACAAUUCCAAUUGCUUGCCAAAAUAUACAAAAAUUAUCCCCGCACCAGUUUGCUUGUUUUGUGCGCCGGAGCAAAGCUGCCGCAGCCGUCGAAUCCGAAUCGAGAGCAUUACGGAUGCGAUUUCGAAUCCGAAUCCGAGUGGCGACAGGACGAAAGUGCGGCCCAAUCGCCGUCAAAUUACGCUAGUGAAAAAAUCGUGGGGCGCCGCUGAAUUUCUGUGCAAUUAACGUGAGCGAUUGAAAGGAUCUGCCUGCUGCCAACAACGCGACCGAUGAAAAUUGCGAGCCGUUCGCGUUCGUCCUGUGCGGCGGAAAGGAUGUGUAUGUGUGCGGGCUUUAUAUAAUGAAACACUUCCAAUGCGUGGACCCAGCCAGCUCUCGUCCUUCUUUUCAUCUUUUUUUUCGCGAACUGGAGUGGCAGGAUAGUGUCACUGUCAUUGCCAGUGCAUGGGAAUUGUGAGGGAAUCUGCUUGGUGGUUGGGGCUACGAAAGCUGCGCGAAAUAGCACAACAAACAGGCAGCAGCGGGGAAACUAACAAAAAAGUUAACUAAGGGCGGGCAUCCUUUUCCUGUGUGUGUGUGUGUGUGUGGUGUGUGUGUCUGUGCGUCGCUGUGGGGCAAAGGAAAACCAACCCCCACAAUCCGCACCGAAGGACCAAACAUUUCGGCUGCUACUCUCGAUGAAUUAAAAAAAGCCUGUGUCUGCGCUGCGCUUGUGUGCGUGCGUACACUUCAACGCGCUUCGAGCCCCACACACACACACACACACACACACAAACACAGGGACACAUUCACACACACACACACUUGAAUAAUUCAGAGACACUGCAAUGCUGCCUCAUUGUUCAUCAAUAAAUUGGCGUUAGAUGGCCACACACACUUACACUCGAAGAGAACUUCAAGGAGGAGCUUUCAUUUUCAGUUUUCGGCGUCUCAUUAUCCCGCGUGCUAACUGAAUUAUUCAACAAUUACAGCUGAGAUUUCGCAGCCUCACACGUUGCCAAAAAGUGCCAGUUGUGCCAGUGUGUCCACAAGUCCUUACGCUCAUUGGGCGAAGGACACAUGCAAAUGAAAAAUUCAUUUGCAUGUUUGUGUGGUGGGCCAGUGUGUGUGUGUGUGUGCGUAUGUGUGUGUGUUAGCUGAGAUGAAAAGUACACACAGCGCCGGUCAUCAUGGUGGCACAACAAUGAAGUUCAAGUUGAUCCUUUACGCGUCGAAAAGGAUCAGAAGUCCUUCGGCAGUUAAAUGUACACAUUGAAGAGCCAUUUGUGGAGUUUCAAUGCUGCAGAACAUCAUAUCCUUGAAAUAUGUGCCUUAAAGUAUGCUAUUUUCCACAGAAAACAUUUAGUUUCGAAGUUUCUUUGAAAAGGAAGGACACGGCGGCAGAAACUACAAGUGCAGCGCGAUGGCGCCCGCCAUCAGCAGGAGCACCAGCACCAUCACCACCACCACCACCAGUGGCACCAUAAUCCUUGAGAGCAGGAGCAGCGCCGCCGAUGCCGCCACCCGAUGAAGGAUUGCAGCAUGGCCCGCACAUGCACAUGCACUGGCAGCAGCUCUAGCACACACACACCCACGUCUACGUUCACUGGCAGCAUAAAUAACGCAAGGACAUGGACGGCGCAACGAACGCGACGAGGACAAAGGCCCACGGCCUGUGACAGAAAUAAACGCCACCAUCGCCUCCUCGCCAGGAGCUAACCGACUAAAAAAAAAAAAAACGUGAACCCAGCACCAGCACCAGCACUUGCUCCACUCCCGUUGGCCCCCAGUGAUAUUAUUUUUAAUGCAAUCAAAGUGCUAAGUGAGUUUGCCGAAAAAAGAAAAGCAGCAGAGACUACGAAACUAGAGUGCAGCCGUCGUGUCGGCUUGGGUCGUAACCCAAUUUGGGUAGUUUGUCCUUUGAGCGUGAGUCGCGGCAGCCGGAAAGGACGAGCAGGAUUCAUAUGGACGACGGCAGGUGCAGCCCGCUUAGCCAGGUGAGCAGCAGCAGCAGCCAGGAAAAGCCCUGCAAACUGUACCGCAAGCGGAGGCGACGCCACUGAACAAAGGAUCAACUCACCCAUUACUCGCCUAAAUGAAGAAUGAAGAAACAAAAUGUGCGCACGAUAUCCUUGAUCGUGUGUACAUUUACCUAUCUGCUUGUCGGCGCCGCCGUCUUUGACGCCCUCGAAUCGGAAACGGAAAAGCGUCGUUGGGAGGCGCUGCAAGAUGCCGAGGAUAUGAUAAUACGCAAAUACAAUAUCUCACAGGAGGACUUCAAAGUCAUGGAGACUGUGGUGCUCAAAUCGGAAUCGCACAAGGCCGGCCAGCAAUGGAAAUUCACCGGUGCAUUCUAUUAUGCAACCACGGUGCUAACCACCAUUGGCUACGGACACUCGACGCCCAGCACGGUGGGCGGGAAGCUCUUCACCAUGUGCUAUGCCAUCGUGGGGAUUCCCCUGGGUCUCGUUAUGUUCCAGAGCAUCGGAGAAAGAGUGAAUAGACUGAGCAGCUAUGUUAUCAAGGCGGUCCGCUCCUCGCUGCGCUGCAAGAGGACCGUCGCCUCGGAGGUGGACCUCAUCUGUGUUGUGACCACACUCAGUUCGCUGACGAUAGCUGGCGGUGCUGCGGCCUUUUCCAAAUUUGAGGGCUGGAGCUACUUCGAUUCAGUAUAUUACUGUUUUAUUACUUUAACCACUAUAGGCUUUGGCGACAUGGUAGCCCUGCAGCGGGACAAUGCACUGAACAGGAAGCCCGAAUACGUGAUGUUCGCACUGAUAUUUAUACUAUUUGGCCUGGCCAUUGUGGCCGCCUCGCUGAACUUGUUAGUACUUAGGUUUGUUACGAUGAAUACCGAGGAUGAGCGACGCGACGAGGCCCAGGCCAUGCAGGCGCUGCAAGUGGCUGUGAAGCUGGAGGGCGAUGUGAUAACAUCCAACGGAUCCAUUCUGAGCGGCUACGAGGGACACGAUGGCCAAUCUCUGAACGGAAGCAACACCUCGUCCAUGUGCUCGUGCCACUGCAUCUGCCUCAAUGGCAACCGGCACAAAAAAAGUAGCAACUUGGAAAAGAACAACGAUGCAGAAAAUCAAUACAAGCUGAGGCAAUCGCCGACGCACAUACGACACCUUCUGCCGGAGGUGGUGCCCAUGCAGGAUUUGAACUACGACUACGAUACGCAGAGCCUGCACACCCUUGCCGAUCGUGGAACCAUGGACAGCAGCUACAUGGGCGUGGACAUGGCGGACAUGGGGGAUACGGGCAGCAUGGAGCUGCGGCCACACACGUUGCUCAAGCGCAAUGUCUCACUGCUGUCCAUACGCAUCUAGACGGCGAUGUCGUCAUCUGCGGACGGCGGUGGAGGAUUGGCGGGUACCGGGAAAAACGAAGUGGCCCACGACCUUGCCAAAAACGACUUACAAAUCGAAAGUGAUAACAAGGCUCUAAUAGUACUUAAAUACUUAUGGUAGAUUCGCAACUGACGAUUAAUUGAUCGUUGGAUUGAUUGACCUGUGCGAUAGUUUGUGUAGGCUCCACCCGCGACUUGGACACGCCAUGUGUGUGCAUUUACAAUGUGAACUAGUGCAUAAAUCUAUACAACAUGUAGUCGGCCUGAUAGAGAGACUAAACCUAUAUUAUAUAUACAACACUUACAACUAGGGCACUAUACAAUUGAAUGUAAACCACUGCCACUUCCGAGCGAUAGAAUCUAGAGUUUAUGGAACGGCAACACUCACUCGUAGUCUUUGUAUCUCAACGCCAGUCAAACAUACGACAUGUAGUUUUCAAUAGAUCCCAACCGAUUCGGAUAGCCUCAAGCUGAAAUCAACCUGUAUUAGGUGCGUUUAUACUUUCAUAUAGUUUGGAUUUCCCGAGGGAACCAUUGCAUUGCAUUCCCUCAAAGUCUUUCAACAUUUCAACAAACGAACUGCCGCCAACUCUUCUUAAGUAUUUUUAAUGGAAAAACUGUCCAGCUUUUUCCAAAAGAAGUCGCGCGAAUGGUUUCAAAUCUAAUUUGCAGAUAUAAACGCAUAAGCCAAAGUAACGCAAUUUAAGUGUCAAAUUAACAUGCUGUACAUAACUCUAUAGCCGAUUAAUGUUAGAUAACGUUUGAAAAUCCAUUUUAUUCAGACUUAUUACGAUUACGUACGUAACGCGAUAUCAGUUCACACGACUCUAGUUAGUGGCCACAGCCAAGCCAAAAUUCUCGAUCCAACCAAGUGUCAAAAGUACUUAGCUGGAUGCCCCAGAAACUUCAAGUGACUCCACGAUGUGCCAAAUAAGCCGGCGGUACGUGCAACACAUAUGGUGGCACUAUGACGUGCGGAUCGUACAGAUACUAUAUAUAUAUAGAUAUCGUCUCAGACCCCCACCCCAAGACCUCCCCCUGUCGCAUUUAUGCAAAGAAUGCAUUUAGUUAUAGUUGUAGAUAAUGUCCCCAGACUCUUAAUUAGUUUAAGCAUUAUUUUACGGCAUUCGCAUUUAAAAUAGGAUUUUCGAUUAUCUGUUCUACUCGUAGUUAGUCGGUGCGAUUUUCAAGGCCCAUUGCCCAUUAACCAUUGCUCACUCGAGACGUCAAACGCUUGGAAAGAAAAAAUCUCUUUUAUCCCUAUGUGCUUUGUAUAUAAUAGUGUACUUAAUUCGUACAAGUAAUUACUUUAAAAGCAAAACACAAACGAUAUAUAUUGUUAGAACCAAAACUUUGUCAGUUUAUAAAACUUAGUUAUGCAUUUGAUUUUAGAUUGCUAAUUCAUUUUCAAAUUUUAAAUAUUUAACUAGGAUAUAUUUCAGCCAAUGAGGUGUCAAAAUUAUCAUUGGCGUUCUUCAAAUUCAAGAUAAAUAAAAUCAAAUGAAAUUGUAAUUUUAAUUCAGGC